Molecule: messenger RNA, 2292 nt
Organism: Cucurbitaria berberidis CBS 394.84
Lineage: Eukaryota; Fungi; Ascomycota; Dothideomycetes; Pleosporales; Cucurbitariaceae
Exons: 2
Coding region: 1-2292 (763 amino acids)
Source: RefSeq, a predicted model, not a curated record
AUGGCGGACUUCAAUCCCAAUCCCCCGCCUAAGCGCGGUCCUGCGGUCGUCGUUGGCGGUCAGAGACGCCGCUUGAUUCGUCGCUCGAAUCAGUUGCCUCGUUCGAAUACUACGCCUACGCUUAGCCCAGAGUCAGCGACUGCGAGCUUGGUGAGUAGUGCAAGUGGUGUGGCUACGGCCUUGGUUGCAGAUGCGGAUCGAGAUGAAGACCCAACUGGUGCAACUUCUCAAGAACCUUCUUCGACGAUGAACUUCUAUCCCCCGACGGCGGGUAUUCCGACUGAUUUUCGUCCGUCUCCCAAAUCUCGACCAUCCAACACCUCCUACACCAACAGCUCGGCUGCCGACUCGCCGACGCCGACGACGGGAAGCGAGAGCAAGAAAAAACAUGGUUUGUUCGAUAGCUUGAAAUCGAAAGACCAUGAUCGCCCCUCGAGCUCGCAUACGGCUCCCAUGCCCACCUCCCCGCUGCCUCCCGUCACGCCUUGCAAAGCCGCGCAAGUCCUGGGUAUUGGCCCUGAUACGCCUAGUGUUGGCAGUGCUCCCGCAAGCCACAGCCGAUAUGAUGGCAUCUAUGAUGGUCCACCGGUACGACCGGUGUUGCUGAAGAAGUCUUCUAUGCCCUUGCUGACCAGAAUCAAGGAUUCUGCCAUGAGCAGGCAAACCAAGUUUAGGGAGGAGGGUGUCGAGCCUGACCCGCCAAAGUCUAACAAGUUCUCCUGGGGAAGCGGCAACAAGAAAGCUAUGAAGAUGUUAGACCUCCUUCCGUCGCUGGGGUCCAGCUCAAAGCGUGCAAUGACCCAAAAGCACGCAGCGGCUUCACCUCCGCGUCAUUCAGAGGAAGAUACUAAGGAUGGCUAUAGCAGUGAUACCGAACUCCACGACCGCCGUCUCCUGGCCCAGCCAGUUCCGAGCCCAAUAUCCCAACGUCGUAUGCGCAAGAAAGGUCCGAAGUCGCUAGACAGAAUGUCACCCAUUACCGAGGCCUCGCACGACGAGCAUGGUACCGCGUACCGCAACAGCGAACAUGCCACUGAGCUAGAUGUUAUCUCUGAGUACGAGCAUGAUUAUCCCCCCUAUAGCGCGCCUAUACUGCCUCGGUCGCACCCUGAAUCCACGCUCACCACCAAGGUCAGGUACGAAUUGGAGGAUGAUGAUCUAUCCCCCUCAGAAGAGACCAUCGAGGAAAGAGCGGUGGACAAGGAAGAGCACAACAUGCACCCUGGCACGCAGGUCGAUAUGAACCGUGUCGUGAAUCGGCAACCUCCCGCAGUCGUACGCGCCCGAGGCCCUCUGCAGAAAGUCGAAGAUCAUCUUCUUGAUGCAGUCGAGAAGGACCUCGAGGCACGCAAGACUACACUGGAUAAGUUUGACGCGGACAGGCUCAAGCUAGAUAAGGAGACAGCUGCGUUGAAGGUGUCGCAUGAAAAGAUGAAAAAGGACUUCGAGGAGAUGAGGAAACGCAACGUCGUCCACGAUGAGCCGGGUCAUUCACAUCAGUGCAACCACCAUGACAUCGAAGACGAUGAGGACGAUGAAGAUCUAGUGUCGCUUCGCAGCAGCAUCGAUCUUGAUGAGGAGCCCACAGUGCACACUGCGACGGCGAUGACAUUCACUAGGAUCACUCCGGGCAUGGUCAAGCUUGUGGACAUUCCACCUAGGAAGAAGAAGAACCUCGAUACUCCAGUCACUCCCACUGCUAAGGUUCUGCCAACUGAGUCCAAGCCAACCUUCUACAAACACAAUGAGAACAGCCCUUUCAACGAGCGAAGCGAGAGAUCUGAGCCCAAGAUUGAUCUUGGACCCCUACAAGCCAGCAACUAUAGUCGCCUCACGAAAGCUAAGAAGGCAAAGAUGCCCCGCGACGAAUCCCGUAUGCUUGUCCAAGACUGGAUCACCAACUCACCUCGCCCCGCCGAACAGCGCCCUGUUUCUGAGCGCAUCGAUCUUGACGUUCUCGCCGACCAGCAAAUCCCACCCGCUCCCUUUCCGAAGGAGAUUCGCCCUACCCCUCCGCCCAAGCAGCCUUCGAAUCACAUCUGCCUUAAAAAUGGCCACAUUUUCCACCCCAUCAACUUGAAGCAGGUGCCUGAUGAAGUCGCCAUCAAUAGCCUGGGAGUUCGCCCGUACCUACAGACCCAUGUAGGUAUCAAGCAGCAUGUUCAGGUUCCAAUCUGCUGCGAGAAAUGCGGUGAAGACGUCCAGGAGGAGCUCUGGGAGUGUGAGAUCGCCGCCUGCCGCCUUGGAGUCUGCAAGGCCUGUGCAGAGGAUAUGAAGCAGGAGUGGCAGUGA